AUGAGGCGCACUCAGGUUCGAAAUAGUCGCCUCCAUGACAUAAAAGACUCACCGUCUAACGAAGCGGAAGUGCAAGCUGUGCUCGCAGCUGCCAAAGCAUCAGAGGGUGAUGCAUGGAAUGCAGUCCGUUUGCUUGCCGGCUGUGCACGUUGCACGCUACAAGCGGGUCGUGGACACCUUGCACUUCCGCUUAUAGUUGCAUCUUUUGAGCUGUCACCCGAGCCCUUUAGGCAACUGGUCGGCUUACAACAGCUGACGGUUGAUGGCUCUCAACAGCAGAUACUUCAGGAAAUCGCCGAGAAUGACGCAUUCACAAAAAACGAAAGGGGGGCAAACGGCAUUAUGUCCACAGUUUUGAUCGUUUGGCAUGGUGUGGUGGUCUCCGUUGCUCAGAAUGGCAGUUGUCCAAAAGACUUCCUUCGAUUUUCACACUGCAUUGCGCACUUGCUCUCGCUCCUACCGGGUGCAGAUGGAGUCGUUCACGAGGAUCUGUCCGCGUGCUGGUUGUACAAUAUUAUUAUGUUCGCACACAAGUGUAAGUGCAUGAAGGCGGUGGCACAUUAUCUGCUUGAAGGAAUGUUGGCAGACGUUAGUGAGCUUCCAGAGGACUUGCGCGACGCAAGCACGCUUCAAUCCCUCCCCUUCGCCUUCAGAAAAUGGGGCGCGGCGAAGGCUUUUGUCCACGCAGGUGUCCGCAAGCACGCGGUAGCGACCAUGUUUAAAAGGCUUUGUUUAGCUCUCUAUACGGAGGGGUGUGACGAUUUGCGGACAGUGCAGAGAGAAAUCGAUUCCAGGGCUCUCGCCGUGACAAAUGCUCUCCAGCAGACCUUUGGCAGCGAAACAUCGCACUACAUGGUAGACUUCCACCGCCCACUCCGCAUGGAAGCACAACAUAUAGCUCUUUUGUGUCAACAUGCGAUGGACGAGGACCAACUCUGCACGCCGCGCGGACAAUUUGGUUGUAUCCGCCUAGCGUGUCUCUUGAAGAGGGCAGCAAACAAAAUCAUGGCUCCAACCAUGAACGAGUGCAAGUUGGUGUCGCUCUCCAGUGUGGUGGCGCUCGCGUUGAGGCACCAAUACAUUGACAUAGCAGCGGAGAUACUGCAGACGGGUGUCGAAACUGUGGAUCCAUCUGAUGAAUCGCUGCUUCUGUGGGGAAAAGAUUUAGAGCUCGUUCUUGCGCAAAACCUGUCGGCACACCUACCGGCGGCAGCGCAAUGUCCAGUUAAGCCAGUCGAAAGGGCUCGCGACGAGGCUAGCUCUGGUGUUGACGACAAGGUGGGAGUAGGGACGGUGGGGGCACCGGAACCGACACAACUCCUCCACGAAGUUGUGCAGGGGAGUCUCAGCGACGCAGAGGCCGUGCGCGUUCUUGCACUUGCCGACGACUUAACACAACUGCUCCCGAUAGGGCUGACACUCCUCCGUGGCCGAGGCACAUUACAACAGCGAUUGCUAGCUGACAAGAUUGCCGUGCCGUUCGUCAUUGGCGCCUUGGCUCGACUUGUUCAGUUGCUUGUAAAUGAAGGGGACAUGCCGCUCGUGAGGUGUUUUCUACCAUUCAUUGCUCACCUCUGUGUGGGAGUCCCAUCGCGUGCCCAUCUGUUAUUUACGCUUCAGGCAAUCGCCGCUUUUGCGAAGGGUUUCCCAGGUGACACGGGGGAGUGGGCCUCCAUUGCGUCAGCUCUCAGUCAGUUCUCGCCACUACGGUCGAUAGAUGCGGCGCCAUCCUACUGUCAUACCAAGGCAAUUACGACAGGGCGCACAUUUGCCUCUCGGCGCCGCGUAUUUGAUGCGCUCCGCGUCUGUAGAAAGACACCCAAAACGAUGAUGCAUUCCUAUUGCCAGGUUCAGGUGUCUCUGCUGGGGGAGGGAGGGGGAGUUCGGCUGCUUCGCACCACCCACGUCAGGACAACGGCUGAUACCCGUUGGGAAAAGGUGUUACGGAUUGAGUAUCUACUGCUACAGUUAGUGGAAGAAAUGAAGAUCAUUGAGCGACGGAACCGAGAUCAUUUGCGUUCGACUGAUCAGGGGGAGUCUCCUUUGUGCGAAGAUCUGCCAGUAUCUUCGUUGCGCUCCGAUAUUAGUGUCGGACCCGUGUGUUGUAGCGUAGGCGGCGCACAGGAUGCGAGAAAAGCACGGGAGGAAUGGUGGAACGAGCGGCGGGCGCUGGACCGAUCCAUCGGGGCGGUGGUCCAAUCCAUGCAGUCCCCGGAGGGAUUUGGCUGUUGGCGGGCGGCACUGUGCGGCGAGCUUCCCGAUUCCUGUCAAGUAGCCGUGUGGGACGCAACAAAAGAACUGCUCUCAGGUUUGGGUUUACCUGCGCAGCACGAGGGUGAUGUAUCGCUGGUGCUUGCAGCACUCCCCUUCGUGGGAGACCGGCACCCGGAGGACGGCGACUUGUUAUUCAACCCGUCACACGUUGGACCCACGAAUCCCUGCGGCUGCUGCGAUGAAACGUUGAGGAGGCUCUCCACGGCACUUGAGCAAGAGCUGAUUACCCACCUGGAUGCAAAGUUAGUUAAUGAACCUACUGCGUGCCGGAAAGCUUGCUUACAUGUGCUCACAGCAAUGCAUGCCGUGAUAUCGGAAAAGAAAUGUAACCAGCCGGUGGAUCACGGGGGGGAACCAGAAAAACGGUUGACGGACGGAUGCUAUCACGUGAAUUUGUAUGAAAUCCCUCGCACACCUGUAUAUUUAGUUCUUGAUAAUGAGCUCCACUGCCUUCCCUUCGAAGGUAUUGAUGUUCUCCGUCACGGCAGCGUCUCUCGCGUCCCGACUGUUUCAUUCGUUUCGACUUUUACGAGCACCCUUGGCCAGCGAAAUGAUUCCUGUCACUCAAGCGGUGAUUACAUCGAAAAGGGAGGAAAAAAUGCGGCUGGUUGCGCAGGAACGGUGUGCUGUGUUAUUGAUCCGGCGGGAGUUAUGUCCAAGACAUUGAGGCGGCUCCUCCCACUGUGCAGUCGAAAGGGCUGGGUUGUGAAAUCGCACAAUUCGCCGCCCUCAGCGCGUUUGCUGAGAGAAAUGUACAGGGCAGGUGUGCGAUUGUAUGUGUAUGUCGGUCACGGAAAGGGAGAGCAAAUUAUUCAACGCGGGGAAUUGUAUGAGCGCGUCCCUGAUCCUGCGAAUUUCCCUUCUGUGUUCUUGAUGGGCUGUAGCAGCGCUUACAUGGAUGGGGGACUGACGUACGAUUGCUAUGGUAUGCCCUACGCCUUUCUGCACGCAGGGGCGCCACUCUUCGUUGGUUGUCUAUGGCAUGUCACAGAUGGGGAAAUCGACCGUCUGACAAAGCGUUUGCUGUCAUUUGUUUCAUACGGAGGGGGCAGUGGCGAUGACUUCGGCGUUUGCCGCACCAUGGCAGCUGGUGAAGCCUUGCGUCUUGCGCGCAAGUCAUGCAAACUGCCCUACCUGACGGGGUGCGCCACAGUCCUUUACGGCAUGAACCUCCCGCUUGGGGGUACACCGGGUGGAGCGAUGUGA
Trypanosoma brucei brucei TREU927 is the source of this 3480-nucleotide messenger RNA. RefSeq names its product separase; cysteine peptidase, Clan CD, family C50. Gene Ontology annotation, biological process: meiotic chromosome separation; proteolysis. Lineage: Eukaryota; Euglenozoa; Kinetoplastea; Trypanosomatida; Trypanosomatidae. The record is from RefSeq and is a predicted model, not a curated record. Gene Ontology annotation, cellular component: nucleus; mitotic spindle; cytoplasm. Gene Ontology annotation, molecular function: cysteine-type endopeptidase activity. Bases 1 to 3480 code for a protein of 1159 amino acids. The transcript has a single exon.